AUGACCUCCCUCCGCAGCCUGACCCGGGCGUCCACCCUGCCGUUCACCUCCUUUCGUUUCUCUCCUCUAGCAUACCUCUACAGACCUCACAGCACAUCCUCUGCAGCCCCUCAAUGCCCUCCUGAUGCCAGCCAACCAUCCAACCCCCUUCCCAAGUCCUCCAGCCUCAACAUCAACACCCACAAACAAAACCCCUCCUUCUACGCCGCCAUCUCCCACAUCCUCACCCUCCGCCAGAAGUACAUCCGCGACCGAGCCCUCUUCAUCGAAGGCAAAACCCUCGCGCCCCUCCUCCUCCAACUCGGCGCCAACCCAACAGACCUGCAAACCCUCCCCCACAUAAACAACACCAACACCUCCGAUCCCACCCUCCCCUUCCGCAAAUCCCGCAACGCCCGCUUCUCCCUAAACACAACCACCCGCACCGCAACCCGCCUCGAGCACCAACCCUUCACCCUCUCAACAACAGAAGACUUCAUCCGCCACGACAGCGACACAAUCCGGCACUUCGACGAGGUGGCCCCAGCCCUCCAAACCAACAGCAUCUUCCAAGCCCUGCUGCUCUUCAAAACGCUCAUGAUCCACGGCGUGCACACCACGCCCCGCCCAGGCCUAAACUACACCUCCCACGCCGGCCACUGGGUCUGCACGCUCUUCGCGCUGCGCACGGUCACGACGCCUUCCCUCCUCGGCGAGCCAGCGCUCGAAGGCGUGCACGCCGACGGCGUCGACCACACGAUGACGACGUUCCUGAAGGCGGAUAACAUGGCGCGCGGGAGCGCCGCGACGUUCCUGCACGAGAUGGACGAGGAGACGGGGAUUGAGCUGGGGCGUAUCUCGCCGGGGUAUGUGCGUGGGUGGGCGGCGCAUGCGGCGUUCUUGGAUACGUUGUUGCUGGUGGAUCAUGAGGUUAAGCAUAGUCUUUCGGCUGUGAGGGCGGUUGAUGCGGGAAAGGAGGCGUACCGGGAUAUGUUGAUUUUUUUUACGAGGAGGCCGGCGCUAGGCGCGCAUGUUUCGGGCGCGAUUGAUAGUUUGAGGCCGCAUCGGACGAUGCCGAUGGAGGUGCAGCUGUUUGUGCCAUGA
Molecule: messenger RNA, 1083 nt
Organism: Aspergillus mulundensis
Lineage: Eukaryota; Fungi; Ascomycota; Eurotiomycetes; Eurotiales; Aspergillaceae
Product: 2OG-Fe dioxygenase family protein
Exons: 1
Coding region: 1-1083 (360 amino acids)
Molecular function (GO): dioxygenase activity
Source: RefSeq, a predicted model, not a curated record